AUGGGACUAUUAGAUUUUGCACCUGAAUACAUUGUUAGUAGUCUCUCGGCCAUUGCAAUUAUGGGAGAUUCGCCCUAUGAUUUCUGCGAAAGAGGUGAAAAAGAAUCUUGCUGUUUAUUUUGGCUUUCAGCCAAUUAUUUUAAGUUAAAAAACAACGAAGACUCAAAUGACAAAGGAACAGACCGUCAUCCAAAAUACAGACCUUUUGGAUUUUAUGCAAUGAAACUGAAAAAUAAAAAAGAUAUAAUGGAAUACGUAAAACAAUGCACAGCAAAAUUACCCAUGCUAGAAAGAGUUUCUUUAUUGAUUACAUCAUACUACAUAAUAGUUGGUGUAAAGGAAGGAUUUUCCAUGAUAAAAGGAACGGUCGUUUGUAAGCAUUGGGCAUAUUUGUCUUUUUUAUUUUCCUGGACCCUUAUUUCAAUUUGGAAAAGAGGAAUAUACGGGAUUCAAGUAGUUAAAGAUCCUAAAGAUGUUUUUAAAAAAAAUAUAGAAAUUAUUGUGGAUGACAAUCCUAUAGGUGAAUUUCCAUUUCGAAAAUGUGCGACCGUCACGAUAACUGCUUUAUUAUCAAUAGUUUAUCCUUGGGGGACCGUACUUAUUGUCUACUUUACACCCCCGGUUGGAUAUUAUUGUCGCAGCAAAUAUGUAACAGUAAUCUGCUCCAUCUGGUCAUUUAACAGUGCUUUGGCUUAUAUUUACCAUAUAAAAGGAGAAAGUGAUUUAAUAAUGUCUGAGGAAAGUGAUUUAAUCGUGUCAGGGAAUGGGUGGUUACAUGUUUGGUUUUGCACGUCUGGUUUUAUAGUGGCAAUUCUCGUGUUAUUUAUAGGAAUUUUUACCGGUUACGAUUUUGAACAAGAUAAACAAAAUCAAAAUGAAUCAGAUAAAUCUAGUGAAGAAGAUAAUUAUAACAAUAGUAAUGAAGACUUAUCUCAAUCUCGUCGAAUUUCAUCAACAUGGAAGUAUUCUAAUGAUCAAACAUCUCAAUAUUCAGAACGUCCAGUUUGUUGCAAAUGUCAAAGUGUUUUUGGAAAAGAUACUGGUAUUUCAACUUUAAAAUGA
Messenger RNA from Funneliformis caledonium, 1062 nucleotides. Lineage: Eukaryota; Fungi; Glomeromycota; Glomeromycetes; Glomerales; Glomeraceae. The record is from the annotation of a GenBank genome assembly.